This is a messenger RNA of Lecanosticta acicola, 2295 nucleotides long. The record is from the annotation of a GenBank genome assembly. NCBI's taxonomy places the organism in Eukaryota, Fungi, Ascomycota, Dothideomycetes, Mycosphaerellales, Mycosphaerellaceae.
AUGUCUACAACGAACCGCGAGAACCAUGAACAUGGCAAGACCAGCGCAGCGGCCGAGGAACUGAAGCAGAAGCUGGGCCUGCACAGCGUACCCGCCUUCGCCCAAGAUCACCUCGUCGAUGCCGAGCAGACGCUCCAGCCAGUGUCUGCCCAGGCAGAUGGCAUCGGCAAAGGGCCUCAGGUCCUUAGCACCUCGGACAAGGUGGAAACGCUCUCAGGGCCGCUCUUGAACUUCAAGCACAUGUCCCAGCAGUUCAGCGAGCGCCCAAUCUGGCACGGUAGCGUCCUGAUCGUCACAACGCCAGGUCAAAAGCCUGGUCAGCUGUCACUGCGUUCGUUGGGGCCAGUUGGCGGCAAUGCUGCUCGUGCUUCCGAGACGCGCACUUUCACAGCCGAAAAACUGUACGAGGAUCCGCGAAAGGGCUUCUGGAGGUUCUCGAUCGACGCUCCAUUUGAAGAGCAGGAGACAACGUGGGAGUAUAUAAUCCCACAAAUGAUUUCGGCCGAGAGCAAGCAGCCGAUCGACACUCCAAAGCGAUUCGUUAUUCCGUCAAGGCAUGAGAGCAUGCGUAUCAUGUUCCACUCUUGCAAUGGCUUCAGUGUGGGGACAGACAUGGAACAGUGGACUGGUCCAACCUUGUGGAAUGAUGUGUUGCGCGUACACAAGGAGCAACCUAUUCAUGUGAUGGUCGGUGGUGGAGACCAGAUCUACAACGACAGUGUGCGUGUGGAUGGUCCUCUCAAGCCCUGGACGGACAUUGCCAACCCAAAGAAACGAAGGGACUUCCCUUUCAACGAGGAAAUGCGAGCAAAGUGCGACGCCUACUACUUCGACAACUACGUCAGAUGGUAUAACACUGAGCCUUUCCGAACUGCUAAUGCGCAGAUUCCUCAGAUCAACAUUUGGGAUGACCAUGACAUUAUCGACGGGUUUGGAUCCUAUACCGACCACUUCAUGAAGUGCUCGGUCUUUCGUGGCAUUGGAGGUGUUGCGCAUAAGUACUACCUGCUCUUCCAACAUCACAUUCCGCCACCUCCAUCCACGUACACGACAGAUGCGCCGCAGACAACCAAGACGACCGGCAAGACGACUGCGGUCGACUCUAUACAGAUGAAGGACACUUACGUGAGGCUCCCGAAGACCGAGGACCCAAGCUUUAUCGUUGGAAACAAGCCUGGUCCCUACGUUGAGGAACGGAGCCGUAACCUCUACUGCCAGCUUGGAAAGCGCAUUGCUCUCGUCGGAAUAGAUGCUCGAACGGAGAGGACCAGACAUCAGGUCAACUACCCUGAGACCUACGAUCUCAUCUUCCACCGUACCAGCGAGGAGCUUGCAAAGUCGAGCGGCUCCAUCAAGCAUUUGAUUCUUCUGCUAGGAGUACCAAUUGCAUACCCGCGUCUGCAAUGGCUGGAGAACAUCUUGUCUAGUCCAAUCAUUGGACCCAUAAAGUUCUUGAACAAAAGGUUUGGCAUUGCUGGAGGAGUGUUCAACCAGUUCGAUGGUGGUGUUGAUUUGCUUGACGAUCUCGACGACCACUACACGGCCCACCAGCACAAGAAGGAGCGCAAGAACCUCGUCUUACGACUCCAAGAGGUCGCAAAGAAGCACAAUGUACGCGUUUCCAUCCUUGGUGGUGACGUGCAUCUUUCUGCUCUUGGCCGGUUUUACAGCAAGCCCGAGCUCAAGAUCCCCGCCGAAAGAGAUUGGAGGUACAUGCCCAACAUCAUCAGCUCUGCCAUCACCAAUAAGCCGCCUCCUCAGGCUGUUGCGAACUUGCUUGCACGAAGGAACAAGAUCCAUCACCUGGACCACGAGACUGACGAGACGCUCCUCGAGCUAUUUGACAAGAACCCGGGUGAGGGCCGGGAAGGCGUCAAGCCAAAGACCGCAGCGAACAAUCACGCUACCAUGCCUAGUCGCAACUAUGCGCUGAUCACAGAGUCCCACUCGCACACGAAUGCUCAAGCAAACGGCGUAACGACCAACGGUGUUAAUGGGGCCGUGAACGGCGAGGCUGCUGCUGCGAACACCAAUGGUGACACUGCAGGCAACAGCGAUUUCCAGACACCCAAGAACCCUCGCGAACCUCUCCACAAGGGCGAGGAACACGCGGGUACACAGCAUGCAGCCGCCAGCGGAAUCAAGAAGACAGGUCUCGCAGGCGUCGAUGGCCUCGACGUCACCAUCCGAGUCGAGAUCCAGUCAGGUGAUCCAUCUGGGGAGACGGAAGGCUAUGGAUUCAGCAUUCCCGCGCUUGAAGCUGGUGCGUACAAAGGGCAAGGAGAGAAGUGGUAG